AUGCCUUUGCCUGUGCCCGAUGUCCCAGCCACGCAGAGACUGGCACUGGACUGCCGUACCAUUUUGGACCAUCGUGGUGGCAAGAGAGUUUGUGGUUGUUGUGGGGCACUCAGGCCCAGAUACAAACGGCUCGUUGACAACAUUUUCCCAGAAGACCCAGAGGAUGGGUUAGUCAAAGCCAACAUGGAGAAGCUGACAUUCUACGCCCUGUCGGCUCCAGAGAAACUGGACCGUAUCGGGGCAUACCUGUCGGAGAGACUGUCCAGGGACGUGGCCCGACACAGAUAUGGUUAUGUGUGCAUCGCCAUGGAGGCUCUGGACCAACUGCUAAUGGCCUGUCACUGCCAGAGCAUCAACUUGUUUGUAGAAAGUUUCCUUAAAAUGGUCCGGAAGCUUUUGGAGUCAGACAAACCCAGUCUGCAAAUCCUUGGGACCAACUCGUUUGUAAAGUUUGCCAACAUAGAAGAGGACACACCUUCGUAUCACCGCAGCUAUGACUUCUUUGUGUCGCGCUUCAGUGAAAUGUGUCACUCCAGCUAUGAGGACCCUGAUGUCCGCACAAACAUUCGAAUGGCGGGUAUCAGAGGUCUUCAGGGCGUAGUGAGAAAGACGGUGAAUGAUGAACUUCAGGCAAAUAUCUGGGACCCACAGCACAUGGACAAAAUUGUGCCAUCUCUCUUGUUCAACCUGCACAGCGGAGAACGCACAGAGAGCCGCUCCCCCUCUCCACUGCAGGCGUCGGAGAAGGAGAAGGAGAGCCCCGUGGAUCUGACCGAACGCUGCUUCCGAGAGUUACUGGGACGGGCUGCGUAUGGAAACAUCAAGAACGCCGUCAACCCCGUGCUCACGCACCUGGAUAAUCACUGUCUAUGGGAGGGGAAGACAUUUGCAGUGCGCUGCUUUAGAAUAAUCAUGUACUCUAUCCAGUCGCAGCAUUCUCACUUGGUCAUCCAGCAGCUCCUGGGUCAUCUGGACGGCAACAGUAAGAACUCUGCCACGGUGCGGGCCGGGAUUGUGGAGGUCCUGUUGGAGGCUGCAGCCAUCGCUGCCAGUGGCUCCGUGGGGCCCACCGUGCUGGAGGUCUUCAACACUCUUCUGAAGCAGCUGCGCCUCAGCGUGGAUUAUGAGCUGACUGGGACCUACGACGGCAGCACCAACAUUGGCACCAAGAUCAUCAAAGCUCAUGAGGAGAGGCAACUGCAGGAGGCAGUCAUCCGCACCAUCGGAUCUUUUGCCAAUACUUUACCAACAUACCAGAGGUCUGAGGUUAUGCUGUUUAUUUUGGGCAAGAUCCCUGGACUACAUCCUACACUGCCCCCUACUGGCUCUGGGCCCGAUGUCACUAGAAUGAUUCAAGUUAUGUUGCUCAAGUCUUUAGUGCAGGUAACAGCGGGAUACGAGACCACCAACAUGCUCACAGCGAUGCCCAGCUCCUUCCUGGAGCCUCUGCUGUCGCUUUCUCUCACGGAGGACCCCGAGGUGCGGCUUCUGGUGUUGCAAAUUCUGCUUAGUCUCAUCGACCGUAAAGACAACAGACUCAAGUUCUCCGAUGUCAGUAUCAUCUCCGACAUCUCUGUGCUGAAACUCAAAGUGGACAAGUGCUCCAGACAGGACAACUUAUUCAUGAAAAAGCAUGGGCAGCAGCUCUACCGACACAUCUACAUGGGCUGUAAAGAGCAGAGCAGUGGGCGAGAGCAUUAUCAAAGACUCUUCACUCUGCUGGCUCUCCUCAGUGUGGAGCUGGCCAAUGAGGAGGUCGUGGUGGACCUUAUCCGCCUAUCACUCGCCUUACAGGACUUGGCUUUGUCCAAUGACGAGGGAUUGCCUGUCUAUAACCGCUGUGCUGUUCACGCCCUGGUGGCUGCCUACCUCAACCUGAUCUGUCAGCUCACGACUGUCCCAGCGUUCUGCCAACACAUCCAUGAGGUGAUUGAGAUGAGACAGAAGGAAAGCCCCCACCUUUUACCAGAGGACGUGUUCAUCGACAAUCCAAAACUGCCUUCUUCACUGGAGAAAGUGGGGGGGGACAUUUUGUUCCUUCAAUCCAAAAUCACGGAGGUCCUUGGAGGCAGUGGCUAUAACACAGAGCGGUUAGGCACACCGUAUGUGCCACAGUACACAGAUGAGGACCGCCUGUCAAAGAGGAAGAGUAUUGGAGAAACUAUCUCACUGCAGGUGGAAGUGGAGUCUCGAAACAGUCCGGAGAAAGAAGAGAGAACACCAGCGGAAGAAAUCACCUUUGAGACCCUGAAGAAUGCCAUUGUGGACAGUGUUGGGAUGGAAGAGCAGGAGCGAGAGCGACGGAGACUUGUUGUGGAGAAGUUUCAGAAAGCUCCUUUUGAAGAAAUAGCUGCCCACUGUGGCGCUAGGGCCUCAAUGCUGCAGAGCAAACUCACUCAAAUCUUUGAAAUUACAAUCAGACCACCUCCAAGCCCAUCUGGAACCAUUUCAUCUGGUUUUGGCCAAACACAAAGUCGCUCCAUUCCCAUAUACGAAAUGAAGUUCCCCGACCUCUGUGUGUACUAG
Messenger RNA from Knipowitschia caucasica, 2526 nucleotides. The record is from the annotation of a GenBank genome assembly. Lineage: Eukaryota; Metazoa; Chordata; Actinopteri; Gobiiformes; Gobiidae.